GAUAAAAAAGUAGAGGGCACCCAACCAUUAGUUUUUGAAAGCCCAAACGAAAAGGUUUCUUUUCACUGCGUGCAAAAGUUUGAUCUAGAUGUUUUGAACAUUGGCCAUUCUCAAAUGUAGAAGAGUAAUUGCCUGCUCGCUUUCUAACACCGUUAUCUGACGCCUGAAAGCGCUGGGGUGGGCAGGAACUAAGCCCUGUUAACAUUUCGUCGGUAAGAAGGGUGCCAGUUCGACGCUGAACUCUUCGGCAUGGAGGUGGCGAGUUACUCCCUAGACGCUUGGCAUGUCACGUACAUCAGCUUUGAGGCUGCCAUUGCCCUGGCUUCGGUCCUAGGUAACGUCCUGGUGGUCUGGGCGGUAAAGCUAAAUCACGCUCUCCGGGACACCACCUUCUCUUUGAUAGUCUCCUUGGCUGUAGCGGACAUUGCAGUCGGCGCGCUGGCCAUCCCCGCAGCCGUUCUGGUCAGCCUGGAGAUCCAGACGCGGUUCUACUCGUGCCUCUUCGGCUGCUGUUUGCUGUGCAUCCUGACGCAGAACUCCAUACUGUCGCUCCUGGCUAUCGCGAUCGACAGGUACCUCAGAGUCAAGAUGCCAGUCAGGUACCGGUCAGUGAUUGAUCAUCGCUGCACAUGCCUGGCUGUCACAGUCUGCUGGGUUGUGCCUGCCAUUCUGGGUCUGUUGCCCAUGAUGGGCUGGCACAACAAGGCCAUCCUGGAUGAGUGGGCUAAGGGCAAUGACAGCACCGGCCCCUACAUAAAUUGCUCCUUUCCUCUGGUGAUGAGCAUGGACUAUAUCAUUUACUUCAACUUUUUUGGGCUGAUCCUGGGCCCCUUAGUGAUAAUGACUGGCCUCUACUUUCUGGUGUUCGACACCAUCAGGAGACAGCUGAGCUACACCCAGGUGGCAUGCAAGGUCUCCAGGAAAUACUACAGGAAGGAAAUGAAACUGGCCAGUUCACUGGCACUGGUUCUGUUCCUCUUUGCUGUCUGCUGGAUUCCUUUGCCUAUCAUGAACACUGUAAGCUUCUUCUGCUCCACCUGCUCCAUUCCCAGGCCUGUCCUGUACUUCGGGAUCCUUCUUAGUCACGCCAAUUCUGCCGUUAACCCCAUAGUUUAUGCCUUCAAGAUCCAAAAGUUCAGAAUCACCUUCAAGAAGAUCUGGCACUACUACUUUGUUGGAAUGAAUAACAAGGACACCUCUAUGCCUCAGUCCAGCACCUUACAGUCAGUGGGUGGAGAGAAAUCCGACAGUGUUUGAUGCUCAGAGAGCACAUACAAAGUGUUCUUGAGCCACUGCAAACGGUUUCCGGAGUAAACCAUGUGAUGGGGACACUGCCGACUGGAGCCCUUCCUCUGACACGUUGAAAUGGUUUGCUGGGAAGACAAAGGGAGAAGCUAGGUGACUUGUCAAAGGAGUCCAACACCAUCUCUCCUCUCUUCCAGUUUUAAUCAACAUCUUGUAAUUCAGUUUCUAACCUUUUUCAUUGCACCCAGCUUUCUUCCAAAAAGACUCAGAGAAGUAGGAUUACAGAUUUUGCAAUAAAUACAAAAAUGAAAACAAAACAUUUUUUUCUCUCAAAAAUACUGUUAUACAGUACCUGAAGCCCAAAACUAAACCUACUCAAAACUUGCAAACUCCAAACCCUGAUGCCUGAUGGUGAUUUUUAAAUUUAAUGCAAUUCUAAGGUCAAAGUCAGAAUCUCCUUUACUUUCUUAUAAAUUGAGCAAUUUAUUCUUCAUUAAAACAGUACUCCAGCCCUUGAAAAAAAAAGUACAGAAUCUGACUCCAUGCUCCAUCUUGGAAUUUAUAAUAUCAUGUUCUAAGGGAUGGAAAUGAGGAGUAGAUCAUUUGAUUAAUAUUAAACCAGAAAAACAAUAUUAAUUUAAAAAGUUGUUUUCCUA
This is a messenger RNA of Lepisosteus oculatus (spotted gar), 1901 nucleotides long. Its product is annotated as adenosine receptor A1-like. Gene Ontology annotation, cellular component: plasma membrane; dendrite; synapse. NCBI's taxonomy places the organism in Eukaryota, Metazoa, Chordata, Actinopteri, Semionotiformes, Lepisosteidae. The record is from RefSeq and is a predicted model, not a curated record. Gene Ontology annotation, biological process: G protein-coupled adenosine receptor signaling pathway. Gene Ontology annotation, molecular function: G protein-coupled adenosine receptor activity.